Molecule: messenger RNA, 534 nt
Organism: Monoraphidium neglectum
Lineage: Eukaryota; Viridiplantae; Chlorophyta; Chlorophyceae; Sphaeropleales; Selenastraceae
Exons: 3
Coding region: 1-534 (177 amino acids)
Source: RefSeq, a predicted model, not a curated record
AUGAACCUGGCCGGCAACACUCGCUUCUGCCCCACCGCCCAGACUGUGGCGCAGCUCUCGCGGGCAGCCGUCGCGCAGCUGUCGCGCCGCAACGCGAUCAACAUCACGUGCACGCUGGGCGACAUGACCCAGACCACGAUGAGCCAGUACCUGAGUAACCCCGCGGCCUUCAUGACGUCGAUCCCGCCGGCCCCGCCCAGCAAGGGGCUGACCAGCUCACCGUCUUCUGGUCCCAGGGGCCAAAAAGGCGGCAAGCUCGGGGCCGGCGCGAUCGCGGGCAUUGUGAUUGGCGUCCUGGCCGCCGUGGGCAUCGUCGGGGCGCUCGCGUUUUUCGUCAUCCGCCCCAUCAUCCAGGAGCGGAAGGCGCAGGGGUUCUUCAAGACCCGGGAGCUCGACCUCCCGACUUCUACGUCGAUUAACAACCACAACCAACACGGCGGCGCCGCCGCCGCCCUGGAGACGGGGUGGGGCCGGACGUAUCCCGCCAACGGCGGCUUCCCUGCAAACGGCAACGCGGCGGACCGAGCGAUCUGA